Messenger RNA from Didymosphaeria variabile, 1194 nucleotides. RefSeq lists its product as uncharacterized. The coding region runs from base 1 to 1194 and encodes 397 amino acids. Gene Ontology annotation, cellular component: nucleus. The transcript has 4 exons. NCBI's taxonomy places the organism in Eukaryota, Fungi, Ascomycota, Dothideomycetes, Pleosporales, Didymosphaeriaceae. The record is from RefSeq and is a predicted model, not a curated record.
AUGUGGCAGCCCAUGACUUUGAGUCAGCUCGCACAGUUUCUGGCGAACGGUCUGGAUUCGCGUGGUGGCCUAACGCAGCGGUCGCACGUCCAGGCUGCUGCCCACUUAUUGAAGAUGAAGCAAGCGCCAUACAUCAUUCCUGAAAUUGAUUUUCAAUUGAAGGAUGCUUUGCUAGUUGGGGUGGACAUGGAAUGGCAUGAAUCCAACCCCCACAUUGUCACUGAACUCGGCAUCUCAGUGCUACGCUUGCCCCAGACUAUGUUGGGCAAGCCGAUUCACGCUCUGAAUGACAUGGAGGUCCACCAUCUGAGGUUGAAGGAGAACGCCCACUGGGUGAACGGAGAGAAGUGCGAGGGCCAUCCGGAGGAUUUCCAGUUUGGCACCACGUGCUUCGUCGAUGGUACUCAGGCGAAGCAAGCGUUGAGCGAUACCUUUAAACGGUACGACACACGCGGCAACUUACGACCGAUCAUCCUGUUUGGUCACGCGGUAGGAAACGACAUUGACACCCUCCGUGAGCAAUUUGACUUCGACCUUGCGGCCUUAGGCGUCAUCGUCUUGACUCUCGACACUCAAGUGAUGGCUCGAGAAGUCGGCCUGAGCUCUGGCAAUAUGAGCCUCAAGAACAUUCUCGGACAGUACAGCGUCCGAGAGAAGUACUUGCACAACGCCGGCAACGAUAUCGCCCAAACAAUGGUCGCAGCAUCUUUGCUUGCUGGAGAAUCCGUCAUCGGGCGAGGACGCUAUCAGCCAGAGAACCAGGUUGACGUCGACAAUCUGAAGGCCGUGCUGCGCAACCGGAGCAUCCUCUACUGGGGGAUCAGCGUGUUCUGCACCAACUGUGACAGCACGCAGCAUUUCGUUGGCCAGUGCCCCAGGACCUAUCUCUGCACCCGCUGCGCGAACAACCCGAGUUGGAAGCAGAACGCGAACACGCACCCAAUCGAGAAGUGCAUCCGACCGGCUUCUCCAUGUAAAGCUUGCGCUAAAUCGACCGAUGCGACGCGUCAGAACGAUGCCAUGACGCACUACAUCGUGGACUGUCCCUUCGAGAAAGCACCUACCCUUUUUUUCGUGCCCCGUGCCUUCCUCCCUCUUGAAAAGUGUCUGCAAGAACAAUUUAAAGAAAUUGCAAAGCGAAGUUCCGAUAAUGAAAGUGGUUUGCGUGAAAUGCUUGAUGAUAGUGAUGAGUAG